AGUCUACUUGCUUUGUGUGUCUGUUUCACGAAUGGUCUCACGAUUCAAUAGAUUGCAUCAUGGAAACUAUAACAAAAAAUGCUUUAUUUUCUAUGUUCCCGUUUCUGAUUAUUCGUUCAGUAAAUUCGACUUUUUUCACUGAACCGAAUUUAUUGAAAAAAUUUAAUUUAAGUGAUACCAAAUUCUGUGAGUCAAUUUUAUCACCAACCGAAUUCACGUUGAAAAGAUCAUUCGAAGCCACAUUUGAAAUUGUAAAAAAGGGAGGAUAUUUAAACGAAAGUGAUCGUGCCGAUUUGUGCUGUCGUUCGUUUCAUAAAUGUGGGGCACAUAAACAUAUUGAAUUAAAUUACACAAACGAACAAGCGAACAUUCGACAUUGUGAAUGUGAAUACUCUUUUAAAAAUUGUUUGGAGAAUUUAAACACAUCAUCAUCAAAUGUGCUGGGAUUCAUUCACUCUCUGAAUACAGAGAAAUGCUAUGCAAUUGAUCAUCCAAUCAUCGAAUGUAUAUCAUUUGAUGCGCCUCAAAUAGAACCAGAAAUUGAUUUACAUCUUCAAAAUUUGAACGCAGUGAUAACUACUGUUAGAGCUGAUGAUGACAUGGAAAAAGUCUUCAGCCAACAAAACGAGUUAAAUUCACAUACGAGAAAUUUGAAGUUUGGCAAUACGCAAGAAUUAGAAACAUACUUCAGAAAAGCCGUCAACGCAACAUUUUCUGCAGGAUGCUCUACCUACAAUACAUUCAUUAAUAAUAUGGAAAAUCCGCCUUCUGUUACUAUGCCUGAAUCGACUCCUGCAGAUGACAUACACAACGCCGAAAUGGAGAGAACAAUAAAAUUGAAAUUGAUAGGAGACAAAGUUUUCAGAAAUUUACUGAAAUUUCUGCGUCCCAUCAUGGAUGUUGCAUGCAGCAAUCAACAGCUAUUGACAAGUUUGAACAACGCCAACAAAGACGAUUGUCGUCCAAAUUAGCAUGAAUAUUCUCAGUAUUUCCAUAAUAUAGGAUACAACAAUGUGGUUCAUUUUGGUUAAAAGGGAUUAUCGAUUAGAGUAGUUGAACGAUUUGUAUGCCAUCUUCAGUCUCUCCUCUCGAGCAACAGCAUUUUCAAUUUUUAUUGUGAAAGUUUACCACAUUAUGGUACUGCCACAUCGUGUUUAUUUGUGUUUGAAUAAAUUUUCAUUUAUUUUAUUUAUCAACUCUA
Contarinia nasturtii (swede midge) is the source of this 1201-nucleotide messenger RNA. RefSeq lists its product as uncharacterized. Gene Ontology annotation, biological process: arachidonate secretion; phospholipid metabolic process. The transcript has 4 exons. Gene Ontology annotation, molecular function: A2-type glycerophospholipase activity. Lineage: Eukaryota; Metazoa; Arthropoda; Insecta; Diptera; Cecidomyiidae. The record is from RefSeq and is a predicted model, not a curated record. Bases 60 to 971 code for a protein of 303 amino acids.